This is a messenger RNA of Acanthoscelides obtectus, 3590 nucleotides long. Lineage: Eukaryota; Metazoa; Arthropoda; Insecta; Coleoptera; Chrysomelidae. The record is from the annotation of a GenBank genome assembly.
UAUGUUCUAUGCCUCUUAUUCGUCCACGUAGCUCGAGAAACUUCUAGAAGCUUGCCAGAAGUUUCUCUGUCACUCUUGUUGUCUUGUUAGCAGUUAGUACAGAAAGUGUGGUCAGUUCUGUUGUGAUAUUUCCCAAGUAAAGUGAUAAGAAAGCGCUGUUUAAUGCAAAUAUUCGGAGAUAUAAACAAUCCAGCCCAGGAACCCACCACCAGGAACAUGGUGUCAAAGGGGAAACGUAACAAGUAUGAUUUGUCUUCCUCGGAGGACGAAUCAUUCGAAGACCAUUGUGACGAUCCCGGCUACGUCCCCAACAUGGAUAUCAAGAACACCAUCAAAACAUCGACACGAGGGCGUAAGCCGAAAUGUUUCACGAAGAACGCAAUGAUGGCUAGAGAAAAUCGCCUAAAAAAGAAACUGUACAUUUCGAAAUUGGAACAAGACGUUGACGUUCUCAGGAAAGAGAACAAAAAUCUAACAGCUGUGGUUGACAACCAGUCGAUGUUAAUAUCCGGUCUUAGAAAGGAGGUCAAAUACUUGAAAAGUGUGAUUGCCAACAGCAGUGAUAUUGGAUGUUUGAUCAGAUCCAUAAAUCAAAGCACAGGUAUGCCAGUGCGUUCUUCAUUGGAUAAGAAAUUAAGCCACGAAAAUAUUCCAAGCCCUAGUCAAACUGUGACAAAACAACAGUCACACCCAUGGGAAGAAAAAACAGUAUACCCGUGCUACCCAACACCAGAGGAUGAUUCACACAGUAUCAGUUCAGAGCCAAAGAUCGACAACACCUUGAGCUCUGAUCUAUUUGAUUUGGAAUUUCCUAUUGAAAUGCCAGAUGAAGAACUUUUAAAAGACCUUACUUUUGAUGAAAAGUGUGUACCAAUGAUGGAGGAACACAACUACACCAACAGUAAUGACAACAAUAGCUUCACAGAUGAUGAGAAUGUAGGUGUGUGUCUUCAUGUCAACAAACAUAAGGUUUCCUUAGAAUUUUGCCCAACCUGCAGUGAGAAUGCCUCCCAAGUAUGGAAUUACUAAGAUGGAGAGGGAUGAGAUAUAGGAUUGGAUAGUGAUAUGUGGUCUUGUAUAUGCAGUUUCAGGGAAUUUUGUACCAUUAUGUGAUAGGCGGAUGGUGAUAAACAAUUUUAUGGAGACUGAAGGAAAUAGAUUGGUAUAAUGAUGUAAUACACAGCUCCUUGCCAAAUCCUCAUUUUGAAAAAGGUGUAGUAGCCUCCAAUUUUUCAUAUUGCGUGUAUGGCUAGCUACUGGUUUUAUUUUUAAAGUAGGUGUGGGUAGAUGAGAUCUGAGAAAAUAUCCAUCCAAGCAGUGGUGCUCAUUUGCAAUGGAAUUGUCCAUUGCAAAUGUUUUGUCAGUUAAGGGUGGUCUGGUUUUGAUCACUGGAUUGAACUAAACUGCCAAGAAUUAUUUUCAAAUGUUGGAGGCAAAGUGGUGUGCUCUGAAAAUAAAUGAGGGUUGAGCUGCACUAACAUCUACACAUAAUUAUUUACCAGCCAUUCGUCUGCAGUAGUUGUUUCUUAGUGCAUUGUAGAAUUCAACUUAGAGGGAGUUAAAUUUACUUAUCAGUGUCAUACAUGUUCUAUGCCCUCCCUUUGGGUAGUUUGGGAUGGUAGAAUCGAGAAUUUGAGUUGAAAUCAGAUGCAACUGCUGUAAGGGAGGCAAUGUUUGUUAUCUUGGGCACUAAAAAGCAAAAAAAAUGUUUCAAAAUAUAUACACUUAGGGUAGAUUUAAAGGUGUUUAAAACAGCUGCUUUGUCAGAUUUGGUAUAAUGGAAGGUAGUUCUUGGCAAGAAGGCAAAUUAGUUUGAUCUGGUGUGUGAAACUCAAAACUGACAAAGCAAAUGAGUAAAUUAGAAAUGCAAAUAUGAGGCAUUGGGACUAAGAGAGGCCUACGUGAACACUCCACUCUGAUUCUCACUACCUCAAAAUUAUAGCUCCAAAAAUGCAGUAACAAAGUUCCAAGAAAUAGACUGGAUGUUUGCCUUUUUCUUGGAUCUGAUAUUAGUUUUUUGGAGUAUGAAAUCAUGCUUACUAUAUCUUAAGUAAUGUCUUAAGCUAUACUAUAAUAUAUAAAUGAUUUUUCUUAGACUGUGAAUGUAGCUUUUAAGGGUAAUAAAUAGGGGAGAGAUUAUGUGAUAAUUUUUUGCAAAAGUAAAAUAAUUUAGUUAUAGGGAAGUUAUUUCACCAUAUUGGUGAAUCUUGCCAGCUAGUUAAUAUCUUAUAAAUGUGACACCUUAGAGGUCACUAAUAGGCAGUUAAUGAUUCAAAUACAGGACUAAAAAGUGUUUACAAUUUAUUGCAAAUGAUUCAAAAGUAGGUAUUUUAAAAUAGACUGUAAUUUUGUGUUAUGGAACCUAAUGCUUGUGAAAGAUAGCUCUCAGUUUUUGAACAUAUUAGGGACAUAUGAGUAUGAGUGAUUUUAUGUUACAGUUAAGUCAUAACUUACGUGGCAAUAGGGUAUUAUAAGAUCAUCCAUAUUUAAAAUUUACAUACAAUGAAGCAAUUUUUCACGAUUAUGGAGCUUGCCCAAUAGGGUUGUAAAGAGACAAUAUAAGACUGAUUAUAUCCAAGUUUUUAGUAGUUUCUAGACUCGGCUUUUUCGUGUUGACACACUUAAGGUUUAAUAAAACUCCCUAUUGCAUGAAUCACCCUUUAAUGUCUUAUCUCAUCUGUUCCUAAUUCAUUAAACUCAGGGAAAUGAUUAGCAAUGUUGUCUCAUUAACACUGUUUUGAGUUUUUCUGCUGGUUGACUGAUUUUUAUGAAAGCUACAUCAAGUUUUAUCAACAGAACCCAUAGUUUCAGGCAUCAAUUUCACAUUCCUAAAAAAUAUUUAUCCCUUUAAUUAAGAGAUCUAAUUGUCUUUAGAUAUACCUUUGAACAAAAUAUACCAAUUUUGCUGAACAAUGAUUGAAAUCAUGUUUAUAGAAUAAACUUCACUUAUGUUGAUGCUGCUUUGGACAUACAUUUUGCAAACGACAUUUUAGCAUCAGUUCAUUUACUUGCUCGACUUCUCUCAUCUGUAAAUAUGUUGGCAAAGUUUCUUUUGUAAACAUGUGGUUCUGAAGAUUGAACAAAACUCAACCAGUAGAUCUCUACUGAUCAUAGAGACCUCUUCAUGUGUCAAGUGGCAAAGGGUCAUGUGUCACUUCAGUAGCUAGCCAUACUUAACUGAAGCAUCUCAGGCUAUUUGUAGACAUUAAAUUGCUUUUUACUUUACAGCUAAGGCGGCCACUUUACACGAUUCAACAUAGGAAUAAGUAUAGCAUGCAGAGUUUCACUUUCAGUAUCAUUAUAGUCAUAAGUUGAAAUAGUCAUACAUUCAAUAACUCUUUUCAGGCUUGUUCGAAGACCAGCCUUAUACCCUCUAAAUUUUCUUAUUUUUGAGUUUCAGCCUUCCCAAGGAGUCAAGAAAAAGUGGGUCGCCAGCGAUAAAUUAUCAGAUAAUCUUCCGCUAUAUUUAAUGUAAGAAUACAAGGAGUGUAAGGAAAGGCCAAUAUAUAUUUUUUAAUAUCAAUUCAUUGUUUAUUAUAUUUUUUAUUUGAACAUGUACAUGAUAUUGAUGUAAUAUAUGUACUAGCAAA